AUGGUGGACCGAACUGAGGUAGACGAGAGUAGAUUCAUCCCUGGAACUGCUCUGCUCGUAGAUGAUGCCGGACAGGAAGUUGGGAAGCAUGCAGGGGGAAAGCAUACUGAGAUCGUCUUAAUCCCUCCGCCUUCUGACGAUCCUAAUGAUCCCUUGAAUUGGUCUAUGAACCGGAAGAGGCUACAACUUACGCUAAUGUGCUUGUACACUUUCAUUCUCAAUGGCUUUGUAAACUUUUACGGCGUGGCCUACGUCGGAUUGUCUGCGGACCUCAAGAUAUCCUUCAAUGGAUUGAACGUGGGGAGCGCGUUGCUGUUUCUGUUCAGCGGUAUUGGUGCUGCCUUUUGGCAGCCAGUGGCUAUGAAGUUUGGUCGACGACCGGUCUAUAUCAUCGGGCUGAUCAUCACCACGGUCGGUAGCAUCGUUGGAGCUACGCAGAAGGACUUCAAUAUCUGGUGUGUCUUCAAUGUCAUCUGGGGUCUCGGAUGCGGGCCGAAGGAGGGACUACCCCAGAUCUCUCUGCAGGACACAUAUUUCGCGCACGAGAUGGGAGCCAAGGUUGGCUACUGGGCUCUGUGCUAUAGCGCUGGCGCUUUCAUAACACCACUUGUCGCAGGAUACGUGUACGUCCAGCUGAGCUGGCGCUGGUGUUUUUGGAUCACAGCAAUCGGCUUGGGCGCUCUAGCUAUACUUCUCUUCUUUACCCUAGAAGAGACGCUGUACCCGCGCACUUUCACGACCGAAGGAGUCUCGCCGUCUGUCUCCGGUGCUGGGUCGACCAGUGAGAAGUCUGACCCAGACGCCGUCAGCAGUGACGAGAAGGGCGCGGUCACUGUGUCCACUGCUCUACCUUCGCAGAAAAAGCUGAAAACCUUCUGGGAAGCGCGUCCAUUUCAUGUAUACGGUAUUAAUCCUGGCCCAUCCUGGCGUGACCUCUUCUUCCGACCAUGGGUACUAGCAACUUUUCCGCCUGUCCUUUGGGCUGGCUUCUUUGCUGGUGUUUCGGUGUGCUGGUGGGCUGCGAUAUUCACAACCCAGUCUGAGUUUUUCUCCGCUCCUCCCUACCUUUGGAGUGGAGAAUCCGUUGGUCUCACAAAUGCGGCUGCUCUGAUUGGAAGUAUUCUGGGCACGAUCUUUGCGGGGAAUAUCAGCGAUUGGUGGAUCCUGGGCGCUGCACGCAGGAACAAGGGCGUCCGCGAGCCAGAGCAGCGCUUGUCUCUCCUGCUCGUGACCGCCAUCAUCACAGCGGGUGGGCUUAACAUGUAUGGUUACGGCGUGUGGCACGGAGUGCACUGGACUUGCCCUGUGUUUGGCAUGGGCCUCAUGGCAUUCGGCUUCACCGCCUGCUCCAUCAUUGCAGAGACAUACGUUCUCGACUCCUACCGUGCCGUCGCCGCGGAAGCCCUCGUGCUGCUUAACAUCUUCCGAAAUCUCAUCGGUAUGAUCUUUGUCUUCGCGAUCCAGCCGUGGUUGGACCACUCUGGUUGGGGCAACGCGUAUGUUCAGAUGAUGGCUCUGGCUAUCAUCACACAUAUCACUGUCAUUCCAAUGAUUAUAUACGGAAAAAAGCUUAGGGCAGGCACUUCUAAAAAAUAUCUCAAGAUGUUGGAGGAUAGUGGAAUCCCGUUCACAUAUGCGUAA
This is a messenger RNA of Mytilinidion resinicola, 1641 nucleotides long. RefSeq names its product MFS general substrate transporter. Lineage: Eukaryota; Fungi; Ascomycota; Dothideomycetes; Mytilinidiales; Mytilinidiaceae. The record is from RefSeq and is a predicted model, not a curated record. Gene Ontology annotation, biological process: transmembrane transport. The coding region runs from base 1 to 1641 and encodes 546 amino acids. The transcript is spliced from 9 exons. Gene Ontology annotation, molecular function: transmembrane transporter activity.